Molecule: messenger RNA, 1127 nt
Organism: Merops nubicus (carmine bee-eater)
Lineage: Eukaryota; Metazoa; Chordata; Aves; Coraciiformes; Meropidae
Gene: GPN2
Product: GPN-loop GTPase 2
Exons: 5
Coding region: 40-978 (312 amino acids)
Cellular component (GO): cytoplasm
Molecular function (GO): GTPase activity
Source: RefSeq, a predicted model, not a curated record
CCUUUUGCUCUCGACAGGAGCAGGAGGAAAUGAGCCGACAUGUCUGAGGGCAGCCGGGGGAGCUCGCUGGCUUUUGGCCAGGUGGUGAUCGGGCCUCCAGGCUCUGGGAAGACAACCUACUGCCAUGGGAUGCAGGAAUUCCUGGGCAGGAUGGGGCGCAAGGUGGCCGUGGUCAACCUGGACCCUGCCAACGAGACGAUGCCCUACCAGUGCUCCCUGGACAUCGCCGAGCUCGUCACCCUGCCCGACGUCAUGGAGAGCUUGAGGCUGGGGCCCAACGGGGGGUUGAUCUACUGCAUGGAGUACCUGGAGGCCAACUUCGACUGGCUGCAGGAGAAGCUGGCUGCCUUCAGGGGUCACUACUACCUGUUUGACUGCCCGGGGCAGGUGGAGCUCUACACCCACCACCACGCCCUGAAGAACGUCUUCGCUCAGCUGGCCAAGUGGAAUUUCAGGCUGGCUGCAGUGCAUCUGGUGGAUUCUCACUACUGCACAGACCCUGGCAAGUUCAUCUCUGUCCUCUGCACCUCACUCUCCACCAUGCUGCACGUGGAGCUGCCCCAUGUCAACGUCCUCUCCAAGAUGGACCUGAUUGAGCAGUAUGGCAAGCUGGCCUUCAACCUGGACUAUUACACAGAGGUCCUGGACCUCUCCUACCUGGUGGAGCAUUUAGCUUCUGACCCCUUCUUCAGGAACUACCGCCGCCUCAACGAGAAGCUGGUGGAGGUGAUUGAGGACUACAGCCUGGUCUCCUUCAUCCCCCUCAACGUCCAGGACAAGGAGAGCAUGCAGCAGGUGAUGCGGGCUGUGGACAAAGCCAACGGCUACUCCUUCGGCGAGCAGGAGCACAGGAGCCUCCAGGCCCUCAUGUCAGCUGCCAUGGGAGCUGACUUCCACUUCACUUCCACCCUGGCAGUGCAGGAGAAGUAUGUGCAAUCUCAGGACAAAGCCCUGGAAGAAGAAGUGAUGGAUCUGUAACACGCCCGCCUCUUCCACAGCCCCGCUCUGGUUCCACACCUCUCCCUUCUCCUGCCAGGAGCUGGAGGCAUCUCCACGUCCCGUGGCUCAGACCGAGUGACAGCCCCUCCAGGCAGAGCUCUGGCUGCUGGACUCCUUCUCUGGAGAGG